Rotaria sp. Silwood1 is the source of this 492-nucleotide messenger RNA. The record is from the annotation of a GenBank genome assembly. Lineage: Eukaryota; Metazoa; Rotifera; Eurotatoria; Philodinida; Philodinidae.
AUGCGUUGGACAAUUGCACUCAUAUUCGUAACCUAUUUGAUGACAGUUCAUGCACAAACAUGGGCUGGAAGCUACACAAUUGAAUCAGGUUGCGAUACCAGUCAAUGUUGCUGUUUGAGCAACCAAAUCGUAAUAACUCGCCCCUCAUCAAAUUUAAUAUUUUUCAACACAAGUUUAAUUGGUAUGUGUCUCGGGCAAACCAGUUAUAGUGGUACUAGUGAUUAUCCAAGUGGUUAUUCAAUUACAGUGUCAGUUAGUAUCGUUACAUUAACGAUUACAUUAAGUGGCGAUAGUAACAGUAUCACUAUCGAUAGUUCAUUGGGCCCAUCGUGCGGUGUACAAGCUACUCGAGAUGACACUGCUACUGAAUUUACUACUGAAACAACUGUCACUGUUAGUAGCAAUGAUGGUCAUUUACUCAUGAAAAUGUCGAUCUAUAAUGAUUGCAAAGAUGUUUUAGCUGCAUUACAUCCUAUGCCAUUUAUUCAUUAG